Messenger RNA from Papilio xuthus (Asian swallowtail), 2673 nucleotides. Its product is annotated as beta-hexosaminidase subunit beta-like. Lineage: Eukaryota; Metazoa; Arthropoda; Insecta; Lepidoptera; Papilionidae. Bases 244 to 1860 code for a protein of 538 amino acids. The record is from RefSeq and is a predicted model, not a curated record. Gene Ontology annotation, molecular function: beta-N-acetylhexosaminidase activity. The transcript has 10 exons. Gene Ontology annotation, cellular component: lysosome; membrane. Gene Ontology annotation, biological process: glycosaminoglycan metabolic process; carbohydrate metabolic process; ganglioside catabolic process.
AUUUACCGUAUACAGUAUACAUUGUGUGUACAUCCAUAACCCAUCUAGCAGAGCUCACAUCGGGGCGCAACGGAAAGGUUAAUGAUAUCGGCAGUUGUUUUGUUUUCUGUUUAUAGCUAAUAAUACUCCGAUGGCGAUACAUUCAUACAGCGGCAGCCAAAACAGUCUCACAUUGUCGAUAGUCACCGCUGCUGACAAUUGAACCCCUACAAUUAUUUUCACCUUACAAUUUUUGUAAUCAAAAUGCUUCGCUUUCUAACAAUAUUUUUGAUAACUUCGGUAAAUGUUAACUGCAUUUACAUUGUUAAUCCCGGACCUAAGUAUCCACCGACCAAGGGAGAAGUUUGGCCGAAGCCUCAGAACGAAAUUACGGAACUUACUUACUACACUUUUGAUCCGUUGAAUUUUAAAGUUAAAGUGACAAAUAACACUUGCGAUAUACUUAUUUCGGCAAUCGAAAGAUACUCGUACAUCGUGAAGAGCAGAAAACCGCUGCAAGAUCAGAGACCGGUCUCGGUCACAGAGCGACGACAACACGCGCGACAGGCCCAGACCUUGCAGCUUGGCGUCUUACAAGAGCUACAAGUGCAACUGACAGAGCCAUGCGAAGAAUAUCCAUAUUUAGAAAUGGACGAAAAAUACAGACUAAAUGUGCUAGCAGUGUCAGUGCUGACGAGUGCCUCCGUAUGGGGUAUCCUCCGCGGUCUUGAGACAUUCGCACAAAAGUUCUACAUCUCCCAUGAUAUGAAUGAGCUGAGGAUAAACACGUCUGUAGUGGUGGACUUUCCGGAGUACGCGCACCGCGGGCUACUGCUAGACACGGGGCGGCACUACAUCUCGGUGCCCAAUAUUCUACUCACGCUUGAUGCGAUGACCAUCAACAAGAUGAACGUCUUCCACUGGCACAUCGUCGAUGAUCAGAGCUUCCCAUACCAGAGUGAAAAGUUCCCCGACCUUAGCUUAUAUGGUGCAUAUCAUGCCUCCAUGGUGUACACGAAAAACGACAUUGCACGGAUUGUGGAGUACGCUCGACUGCGCGGCAUUAGGGUCCUGCCAGAGUUUGAUGUCCCUGGUCAUACUCGGUCAUGGGGAAACGCGUAUCCCAACAUCUUAACGUCAUGUUACCACGAGAAUGAGGUUGUUGGACUGGGCCCCAUGAAUCCCAUCCGUAACAUCACCUACAAAAUGAUUCGUGACCUCUUUCAUGAAGUGCAGGCCUGGUUCCCCGACAAGCAUCUGCACAUCGGCGGGGACGAAGUCCGGAAGCUCUGCUGGCGGUCAAACCCAGAGAUACGCGAGUACAUGCAGGAGAACGGGUUGAAGGUGGAGGAGCUGCACGCUCUAUUUAUGCAGAACACCAUACCGCUGCUCGCGGAUGGAUCCAAGAUUGUCGUCUGGCAAGACGUGUUUGAUGAGAAUGUACCAUUGACAAGUGACACACUCAUUCAAGUUUGGAAGGAUGAGUGGAUCCAUGAAAUGGUUAAGGUCCUGAAGACGGGUCACCGUGUGCUCUUUUCGUCAUCAUGGUACCUAAACUACCUGCAGGACGAGUGGCCGAUGUUGUACAUGGCGGACCCGCGGCGUAUGGUGCGCGACGAAACCGACAACAACACCUUGCCCGCCGGCGUGAUCGGUGGCGAGGCCUGCAUGUGGGGAGAGAAGGUCGAUGACAGGAACGUUAUAUCGAGUGUGUGGCCGCGCGCUAGUGCCGUGGCUGAGCGAUUGUGGAGCGCGCCCACGUUGGGUGAGACGUCGCCGCGCCCCGAGGUUUACCAGCGCAUAGAGGAACACGUGUGCCGCAUGAAUAGGAGGGGCAUCGCUGCUCAACCGGCCAGCGGCCCGGGCUUUUGUCUCGUUUAAUAAAUAAAUACAUAAAAAUCCUCUUUUGUGCUUUUCCUGUUUCUAUAUAUCAAUACUGUAGAUGAUAAAUUUAUUUAUUUCCAAACAUGUAUUGCGUUUUUUACGGAAACAUAUAAUAUUUUAGUAAAAUCACCCCAUCUUGGGUAUUAAAUGAAAUGGUUUGUCUUGUAGUACAGAGCCGGCACAACAAAAUGGUCUCUGACAUAAUUUUUCUACCACAUCAUUAUGGGUAUCAAUAAUAGGAUUCGGCUAAUACAACAACGUGGUAACAUCCAAAUCCUAAAAUAGAUUACUAAAAGAUCAAAUGGACUUAGAAAUAUUAUUAUUAAAAAACUUUUUAGCAUAUUAUAAGGUGGCAAACGAACGAGCGACAAAAUGGCGAAGCGAUCGCUGUCCAUAAACAUGUACUAUUGCAGAUGCCUUGCCUACCUUUAAUACAAUGGAAGAGUUUACGCACAGAAAGAGAGUAGUCCCUCUGCCUGUGCGUCCCUACCAUCGCCUAAUUUACUUCUUCGUCUUUUCUACUAACUCGUGGCUCAGCGCUGAUAUUCUCGGACAUGUUGUCGGUAUCUUAAUUUAUUAGUUGUUAUGAAUAUAUACGGCAAAUAUAAACAACCAUCCAAAUUCCAGCUCAUUACUUAAAAACCGUAAACUAUUGUACCGUUCUUAUACCGUGUACUCCACUCUAAGCUACCCUAGGCUGCCAUUAAGCAUAGAGCAUAUAAAAGAAACAGUUCAUUUAAAAGACGUCAAAUUUUGACAGUGACAACCAGUGACAACGUUUUCGAUGGAUAUUGCCAUAUUAUAAUAUUA